Molecule: messenger RNA, 2797 nt
Organism: Grammomys surdaster
Lineage: Eukaryota; Metazoa; Chordata; Mammalia; Rodentia; Muridae
Gene: Nek8
Product: NIMA related kinase 8
Exons: 15
Coding region: 60-2156 (698 amino acids)
Biological process (GO): protein phosphorylation
Molecular function (GO): protein kinase activity; ATP binding
Source: RefSeq, a predicted model, not a curated record
GAUGGGAGGGUCCGCGCACGCGCCGCACGGGGAUUCCAGAAGCGUAACUGAGAAAUGAGAUGGAGAAGUACGAGCGGAUCCGAGUGGUGGGAAGAGGUGCCUUCGGGAUUGUGCACUUGUGCCUUCGAAAGGCUGACCAGAAGCUGGUGAUCAUCAAGCAGAUCCCGGUGGAACAGAUGACCAAAGAAGAGAGGCAGGCAGCACAGAAUGAGUGCCAGGUGCUCAAGCUGCUCAACCACCCCAACGUCAUUGAGUACUACGAGAACUUCCUGGAGGACAAGGCUCUCAUGAUUGCCAUGGAAUAUGCACCAGGUGGCACCCUGGCCGAGUUCAUCCAGAAGCGUUGCAAUUCCCUGCUAGAAGAGGAAACGAUCCUUCACUUCUUCGUGCAGAUCCUGCUUGCCCUCCAUCAUGUGCACACACAUCUCAUCCUGCACCGGGACCUCAAGACCCAGAACAUCCUUCUUGACAAACACCGGAUGGUUGUCAAGAUCGGUGACUUUGGCAUCUCUAAGAUCCUCAGCAGCAAGAGCAAGGCCUACACGGUGGUGGGCACUCCAUGCUACAUCUCCCCUGAGCUGUGUGAGGGCAAGCCCUACAACCAGAAGAGUGACAUCUGGGCUCUGGGCUGUGUCUUGUAUGAGCUGGCCAGCCUCAAGAGGGCCUUCGAGGCUGCAAACUUGCCAGCCCUGGUGCUGAAGAUCAUGAGUGGCACUUUUGCACCCAUCUCUGACCGGUACAGCCCUGAGCUACGCCAGCUCGUCCUGAGUCUGCUCAGCCUGGAACCUGCACAGCGGCCACCCCUCAGCCACAUCAUGGCACAACCUCUCUGCAUCCGGGCCCUCCUCAACAUCCACACCGAUGUGGGCAGCGUCCGCAUGCGGAGGGCAGAGAAGUCCUUGACCUCAGGACCACCUAUGUCCUCUGGCAGCACAGGGAGCAGGGCCACAAGCGCCCGGUGCAGGGGUGUCCCCCGGGGACCUGUGAGACCGGCCAUCCCGCCACCACUGUCUUCGGUCUAUGCUUGGGGUGGUGGCCUUAGCAUUCCCCUGAGGUUGCCAAUGCUCAACACUGAGGUGAUCCAGGUGGCUGCAGGGCGCACACAGAAGGCUGGUGUUACACGCUCUGGACGCCUCAUCCUGUGGGAGGCCCCACCCCUGGGAGCUGGAGGUGGCACACUCCUUCCUGGGGCACUGGAGCUGCCUCAGCCCCAGUUCGUCUCUCGUUUCCUGGAGGGCCAGUCAGGUGUGACCAUCAAGCAUGUGGCCUGUGGGGACCUGUUUACCGCUUGCUUGACAGACCGAGGCAUCAUCAUGACCUUUGGCAGCGGCAGCAAUGGGUGUUUAGGUCACAGCAACCUGACUGACAUCAGCCAGCCCACCAUUGUAGAAGCCCUGCUGGGCUACGAGAUGGUGCAGGUGGCCUGCGGGGCCUCUCAUGUGCUGGCUCUGUCCACAGAUGGAGAGUUAUUCGCCUGGGGCCGAGGAGACGGUGGUAGGCUGGGACUAGGUACCAGGGAGUCCCAUAACUGCCCUCAGCAGGUGCCUGUGGCCCCAGGACAGGAAGCUCAGAGGGUUGUCUGUGGAAUUGACUCUUCCAUGAUCCUCACCUCGCCAGGCAGGGUCCUGGCCUGUGGAAGUAACAGGUUCAACAAGCUAGGCUUGGACCACCUAUCCCUGGAUGAGGAGGCUGUUCCCCAUCAGCAAGUGGAGGAGGCCCUGAGCUUCACCCCACUCGGCUCUGCACCUCUGGACCAGGAGCCCCUGCUGUGUGUGGACCUUGGCACUGCUCAUUCAGCUGCUGUGACUGCCUCCGGGGACUGCUAUACUUUUGGCAGCAAUCAACAUGGGCAAUUGGGUACCAGUUCCCGCCGGGUCAGCAGGGCACCCUGUCGGGUCCAAGGCCUGGAAGGCAUCAAGAUGGUGAUGGUGGCCUGCGGGGAUGCCUUCACUGUAGCCAUUGGAGCAGAGGGGGAAGUGUAUUCUUGGGGCAAAGGAGCCCGAGGUCGACUGGGAAGGCGGGAUGAGGAUGCUGGACUCCCUAGGCCAGUGCAGCUGGACGAGACUCACCCUUACACGGUGACUUCAGUGUCCUGCUGCCAUGGGAACACGCUUCUGGCUGUUCGAUCAGUCACAGAUGAACCAGCUCCCCCCUGAGGCAACAGGAUUAUCCAAGAGACCACCUCAGUGUUCUGAAAAAUGCAGGUGCCUGAAGAAUGACUGUUUUCAGCAUCCUGGAUUGUGUCAUCGGUGGGGUAGAAAGGCCAGUGAAGUCUACUCCAUUCCCCCAAGUCCCUGUCCCCAAAGUCUUUCUCUUACUAAGUAUCACCAGGCUCCAGUCUGGCAGAAAUCAACAGAAGGAUAGCCUUCAAAGCCUUUGCUUAAAAGCAGCUUCCCCUAACCACCCCAGCCCAGUUAGAAAGUAAGACCCGACAGUGUCCUCUUGGAGACUUGAUGCCAUGCUUUGGAGUAGGACAAGCCAGGGCUUGUUUGGACUGGCCAUUAGGCCAGCCUAAUCUCUGCAUAGCUUGCAGCUGAUAGGUUGGAGGUAGUCCCCUUUUCUGUCUUAUCCUGAAGCAAGGGUUUGCACAACCUCCCCACAAGGGCACCCCUCCCCACAUACACACCUCUCAGGGAGGCAGUGCUGGAGCUAUUUUUUGUUUGCUGAGGAGAUACUGUUGAAGGUUACCCUCACCCCAGGCCAUUCCCCAGCCCUAGACUGGGGAGGAAGGUAGCAGGCCAAACCCGACCAAUUUCUCAAAGAUUUAAAAGUAGUACCAAUAAAAAUAUCAAAUGCC